AUGAUGAUUCUUUCAAGUCGAGAAAGAAGUGUGUCAAGUUUAUACACUUCGAAUGAUAUAGGGUUUCGAGGUCAAAAGAGUAUACACAAACAAUUGAAGCCAGAGGCAACUGAAGUUGUGUGUAAAGGCUUAGGAAGGUUUCCUUGGAUCAGUGAAGCUCAAGAGGUUACUCAAGGAAAAUGCAAAUGUAGCAAAUACUGGGCAUAUAGUGGUGACUUUGAAGAUACACCAAAUGACUUAAAUUUCUGCUUAAAUGGUCUCAUAUGGCCUGAUCAGACUCCUCGUCUUGCUCUAAAUGAGGUCAAGUAUUGCUAUCAACCAAUUAAAAUUUCAUUCACCAAAGGCAUAAUUAAGAUUACAAACACCAAUUUCUUUCAAACAACAGAAGAUCUAGAGUUUAAUUGGGUGAUUGAAGGUGAUUUUGGUUCUUCAAACAAGACUCAAGCAAAAGUAAACACAUAG
Lactuca saligna is the source of this 462-nucleotide messenger RNA. Lineage: Eukaryota; Viridiplantae; Streptophyta; Magnoliopsida; Asterales; Asteraceae. The record is from the annotation of a GenBank genome assembly.